This is a messenger RNA of Erigeron canadensis, 3756 nucleotides long. RefSeq lists its product as uncharacterized. Gene Ontology annotation, molecular function: DNA helicase activity. Bases 1 to 3756 code for a protein of 1251 amino acids. Lineage: Eukaryota; Viridiplantae; Streptophyta; Magnoliopsida; Asterales; Asteraceae. The transcript has 9 exons. The record is from RefSeq and is a predicted model, not a curated record. Gene Ontology annotation, biological process: DNA repair; telomere maintenance.
AUGAAAAAUAAAAAAGCUGCUCAUAAUCAUAGUCAUGUACCUAAAGAAUACUUAACCACUGCUGGAAUGUCCACAGAUUAUGCUGAUGAAGGGGACCCGAUCUACAAGUGUAUAAGUUGUGGGGCAAUGGUGUGGCAUGCAGAAACUUUAAGAGGUAAAGAAGGGGGUAAAAAUGGAAGAUACUCAAUGUGUUGUAAGACCGGCAAAAUUGUUCUUCCAACAAAUUCCAAACCACCACCCCCGUUGCUAUCUGAUCUUUAUUUCAAUAGACAUCCAUUGAGUAAAAACUUUAUGGAAUUCAUCAGACAGUAUAAUAUGAUGUUUGCUUUUACGUCAAUGGGUGGAAAAAUUGAUAAAAAAGUGAACAACGGUCCUGGACCUUAUAUCUAUCGGAUACAAGGACAAAAUUGUCAUCGGAUGGGAGGAUUGGUUCCAAUAGAAGGUGAAGCUCCAAAGUUUUCACAGAUGUACAUAUACGACACAAUUAAUGAGGUUUCACACAGGCUAAAUGCAGUUAGUAAAACUGCUUCAGAUUCUACUGUAACCAAACAGAAACUAAAUCCAGAUCUGAUUGCUCAUUUGGUUGAAUUACUAAACGAUUGCAACCCGUUAGUCAAAACGUUCAGAAUGCUUAUCGGUCGAAGACAAAAGGAUGGUCGCACAUACAAUCUCCCAAGUGUUGAUGAAAUUGCAGCUCUGAUUGUUGGUGACAUAGAUAUGUCUUUUGAUGAACGUGAUAUUCUGAUUGAAAGUCAUUCUGGACAUUUAAAAAGAAUUAGUGAAUUGCAUCCACAGUAUCUUGCACUUCAAUAUCCACUAAAGUUAUACCAACAAUACUUGGUUGAUGUGUACACGAUGGUUGAGGCAGAAAGAAUUUCCUACGUAAGGAACAAUCAGUCCAAUUUAAGAACGGAUUCACUGAAGAACUUACAACAAGCUUCAAAUAGUAGAAUAACCGAGAGUGCAAACAUAGGUACAAAAGUUAUACUGCCUUAUUCAUUUACCGGUAGUCAUAGAUACAUGAUGCAGAACUACUUGGACGCAAUGGCAAUAUGCAGAUCCUAUGGAUAUCCUGAUCUCUUCUUAACGUUCACAUGCAAUCCACAAUGGCCUGAAGUUGUUAGGUAUAUGAAGCAGGUCAAACUAAAUCUGGAAGAUAGGGCCGAUACUUUAUCCAAAAUGUUUAAGAUUAAGGUUGAUCGGUUGAUGCAAGAUAUCAAAGAAAACAACAUUUUUGGUAAACUUGAGGCAGUUGUUUACACAAUUGAGUUCCAAAAACGUGGACUUCCUCAUGCUCAUAUAUGUCUAUUCUUGAAUGAGAAAGAUAAACUCAAGGACAUCGACUCAAUAGAUCAUUUUAUUUCUGCCGAGAUUCCAGAUGAAAAUGUUGAUCCAGAUCUUUAUAAAAUCGUAAGCAGCUUAAUGGUUCACGGUCCAUGUGGUGAAACCAAUAUGGAUGCUGCAUGUAUGGUUGACAAGAAAUGUUCUAAAAAUUUCCCCAAAGACUUUUCAGAUAUUACAACCAUCGACAAAGAUGGUUAUCCUCACUACCGCAGACCGGAUAACGCUGCAGUUGUUGAUGAAGACAUUGACGAAGUACAAGACUACUAUGAUUGUAAAUAUUUAUCAGCAUGUGAAUCAGUUUGGAGGAUUUUAGGAUUCGAUAUUCAUUGCAUAUUUCCUUCUGUUAUAAGGUUGCCUUUCCAUCUUGAAGGCGAACAGUAUAUAACAUUCACCGAAGAAUUAACUAUUGAAAAUGUUCUUAACAAGACUUCUGUCAAUUGUUCAAUGUUUUUAGAAUGGAUGAAGUGCAACAAGGAAAAUUCUUUGGCACGUACGUUAACGUAUGGUCAAUUCCCUGAACAUUUUACAUGGAAGACGGAUAAAAAAAAAUGGGCUCGACGAUCCAGAAAAGUGGUUUCUAUAGGAAGGAUUCAUAAUGUUUCUCUAAACACUAGUCAACUUUUUUACCUAAGAAUUUUGUUGAACCAUGUAAAAGGACCUGCAUCUUAUAAAGAAAUCAGGACUUAUGGAGGUAGAACCUAUGAAUCUUUUAAGGAGACUUGCUACGCUAUGGGUUUGUUGGAUGAUGACAAAGAAUACAUUGAGACAAUUAAAGAAGCAGCUCGCUCUGCAUCUGGUCCUUUUAUGAGAUCAUUAUUUGUGAUGAUGCUUCUAAGUGACUGCUUGGUCGACCCAGUUGUUGUAUGGCAACAAACAUCAAAUCUAUUGGCCGAAGACAUUCUUCAUAGGGAACACAAAGUACAAAAAAGACCAGAUAUGAACCUCACACAUGAACAAAUACUUGACGUUGCGUUGGUUGACAUCGAGAAAUUGUUACAACGUAACAACAGUACACUAAAGAAAUAUCAUGGUAUGCCUUACCCAGUUGGUACAUCUCUAUCUGACGUUGGAAAUAGACUUAUUGACGAUGAAAUGAACUAUCUAUUUGACCAACUACAGAUCGAACAUGGUAAUUUGUAUCGAAGUUUGACAGAUGAACAAAAGCAUGUUUAUGAAACAAUCAUUACAGCUGUUGGUGCACAACAAGGUGGUGUUUUUUUCUUAUACGGUUAUGGAGAUAGUCCACUAGCAGUAUUGUUACAGCAAACAAAGUUGAUCAUAUGGGACGAAGCCCCAAUGACAAACAAACAUUGCUUUGAAGCUUUAGAUAGAACUCUCCGAGACAUUUUAAAAUCAACUAACCCUCAAAGCACACACAUACCAUUUGGAGGUAAAGUUGUUGUUUUCGGUGGUGAUUUUAGACAGAUUCUUCCUGUUGUUCAACAAGGUACACGUCAAGAUAUAGUUAAUGCUUCACUUAAAUCAUCUUAUCUUUGGAACUAUUGUACUGUACUUAAACUUACAGUUAACAUGCGCCUUCAUGGAGGAACAAGUCUAUUAGAAAUCGUUGAGACAAAAGCAUUUGGGGAUUGGCUAUUGAGCAUUGGAGAAGGUACAAUAAAUAACCCAAAUGAUGGAGAAACUGAUGUUGAAAUUCCUGAAGAUAUACUCAUAACAGAUACAACCGAUCCUAUCAAAUCUAUCAUUGAUACCAUCUAUCCAGAGUUGAAUAGAAAUUUAGCAACCCCUUCUUACUUUCAACAAAGAGCAAUUCUGGCUCCAACACAUGAUGUUGUAGAUGUUAUCAACGACAAAAUGAUGGACCUAAUCAACGAAGAAGAAAAGGUAUAUCUAAGCUAUGACAAAAUCCCUGAAUCUGAUCUUGCUCAAGAUAUCAACAAAGAUUUGUAUUCUCCAGAUUUCCUCAAUGCCAUCAAUGUCGGCGGUCUCCCCAAACAUAAGUUGACUUUGAAGAAAGAUGUUCCAGUAAUGUUACUUAGAAAUAUUGAUCAAACUGCCGGACUUUGUAAUGGAACAAGGUUGCAAGUUGUUACACUUGGUGAUCGUGUUAUUGAAGCAAGAAUCAUUUCAGGAAACCAUAUUGGGAAAAAAAAAUUUAUUCCAAGAAUGACAUUGUCUCCAUCAGAUAAACGGAUUCCUUUUAGAUUACAAAGGAGACAGUUCUCAUUGGCCGUUUGUUUUGCAAUGACCAUCAAUAAAAGCCAAGGACAAUCGCUCUCAAAGGUUGGAUUGUAUCUAGAACGUCCAGUCUUCACACAUGGUCAAUUAUAUGUUGCACUUUCAAGGGUAACAAGCAAAAAAGGAUUGAAAGUUUUGAUAUGUGAUAAAAACAAGAAAAUUUCGAAGACUACAACAAAUGUUGUGUAUAAAGAAGUCUUGCACUCUCUGUAA